GUUUGAGUGUAAAAAAUAUAGGGCCUUUUAUGAAUCUCUUAUAAGGAAAAUGGAAGAACAUUUAUCGAAUGGGAACAAAUCUAAAUAUUUAUAUAGUAAUACUUUGAUUUGGUGAAUUCUAAAAGUAUACGUGGGAUUGAUCGGCGUAUGAUCAUCCAUUAAUUCUUGCACUUUAUGCUCUGCAGAGGAAUGCGAAACCACCUCUUUCUCCUUCUUCUCUUCAUCUCCACUUCAUCUGUAGCCAGAGACACACUUCCAGAAGGUUCCUCACUUUCGGUAGAGAAACAAAGUGACAUCCUCCUUUCAUCCAAUGGCGAUUUUUCCGCCGGUUUCUUCCGAGUUGGUCAAAACGCCUUCUGCUUCUCCGUUUGCUUCACGCGCUCCAAACAACCCACCGUUUUAUGGAUGGCCAAACGUGACCAACCCGUCAACGGCAAAGGCUCCUUCCUCUCACUCCGGAAAAGCGGCAACCUCGUUUUGACGGAUGCUGGAGGAACCAUUAUCUGGGAAACCGCCACUCUUUCCUCCUUCCAACUUCACCUAAAGCUAAGAAACAAUGGAAACCUUCUUCUCCUCACUUCCGAAGGCACAACCAUUUGGCAAAACUUCGAUUCCCCAACGGAUACCCUUCUUCCAACGCAGCCACUCACAGAGCGAGUCGCUCUCGUUUCUCCGAGAAGUGCAACGAACCAUUCCUCCGGAUUCUACAAACUUUACUUCGACGACGAGUCCUUUCUUCGCUUACUCUACAAAGGUCACACGUUUUCCAGCGUGUACUGGCCAGCACCGUGGCAGCUUCCAACUGUUCCAACUGACAUAGGCAGAACCAACUACAAUUUCACCAAAACCGCUUUGUUAGAUUCCUUUGGACUCUUCACUUCCUCUGAUGGGUUUGAAUUCCGCUCCACCGAUUAUCCCAAAAAACUGUACAGGAGACUCAAGAUGGAUUCUGAUGGUAAUGUGCGUUUGUAUAGCUUCAACGAGGAGCGUAAGAUCUGGGAGGUGACGUGGCAAGUUGUUUCCCAACCGUGCUCCAUUCAUGGAAUUUGUGGACAGAACAGCAUCUGCAAUCAUGAUCCUGUUAUUGGGAGGACUUGCUAUUGCUUGAAAGGGUAUAAGGUUAAGGAUCCUAAUGACUGGACUCAGGGCUGUGAGCCCGAGUUUUCUCCUUCUGAUUUUUCUUGCAACAGUCGUCAGUCUUUGGGUUUUCUCCGUCUUCCAAACAUGGACCUGUACGGCUAUGAUAUGUCCUAUGGAAUCGUUUCGAGCUUAAAGGAAUGCCAGAAUCUAUGUCUGGCGCUUUGUGAUGAAUGUGUAGCUGUUCAAUUAAAGUUUAACGAAUUUGGAACAUUUCGUUGUUAUGUGAAAAAGGUGGCAUUCAAUGGAAGGGAUAGUCCUCAUAUAAUUGUAGAUACCUAUAUAAAGUUGCCAAAUUCGAUUUUGCGCUCGUCCACAAAGAUUCUAAAACAUUCCAGGAUGAAUUGCUCCGUCGGUUUGUCUCAAAAGUUGAACAGGUUUUAUCAGCCGCCAGAAAAAAACUCCACGUUGAGUUUCUUGGUUUGGUUCGCUUUCGGGGUCGGGGUGUUUGAGUUUUCCACCAUUUUCCUCGUGUGGUUCUUCUUGUUCAGAACAAGCAAGAACCCUGACCCGCUGGAUGAACAACAACACCUUCUGUCUGCCACAAGGUUUCAGAGGUUCACGUACGCAGAGCUAAAAUCCGCAACAAGAGGGUUCAAAGAGGAGGUUGGGCGAGGAGCGGGAGGGGUUGUUUACAAAGGGACAUUAUAUGAUAACCGUGUUGCGGCUAUUAAACGCUUAAACGAAGCUACUCAGCGAGAAGCUGAAUUUUUGGCUGAAAUAAGAACAAUUGGGAUGCUGAACCACAUGAAUUUGAUUGACAUGUGGGGUUACUGCGUUGAAGGGAAGCACAGGCUUUUAGUGUAUGAGUACAUGGAAUAUGGAUCCUUAGCGGACAAUCUAUUUGGCAACGCACUUGAUUGGAAGAAAAGGUUCAACGUUGCUGUGGGCACAGCAAGAGGUUUGGCUUACUUACACGAAGAGUGUUUGGAGUGGAUUUUGCAUUGCGACGUAAAGCCUCAAAACAUUCUCCUUAACUCAGAGUUCCAACCAAAAGUAGCAGAUUUUGGGUUGUCAAAACUUUUAAACAGAGACGAGCGUAGAAAUUGUAGUUUUUCAGGAAUAAGAGGGACUAGAGGGUACAUGGCUCUGGAAUGGGCUUACAAUCUCCGUAUCACUUCGAAGGUGGAUGUUUAUAGCUAUGGGAUAGUGGUGUUGGAAAUGGUGAGUGGAAGAAGUCCUAUGGCAAUUCACAGUCUUGAGAACAGUGGGAAUAUAGAGAAGCAUCGGCUUGUGACGUGGAUAAGGGAGAAGAUAAAGCUUGCACCCACUUUUGGGUUUCGGAUGGAGGAGAUAAUUGAUCCCAGCUUAGAAGGAAACUACAACGUUUCAGAAGUAGAGGUUUUGGUUGAAGUGGCUUUGCAGUGCGUGCAAGAUGAUAUGAAUGAAAGACCAUCCAUGAGCCAAGUUGCAGAGAUGCUUCGGGCUCAUCAAAAUAAACUCCUACCUCUUUAAUUAUAUUUCGUCUUUUAAUUUUCUUAUUCUUCUUGUUUUUGGAUUCUUGCCACUGCUGCUUAUUUUGAAGGAAAGGAUGAAUGACAUAACAAUGAAGUUUUGUUUAUGCUUCAUUGCUACUGUUUCUUACGCAAUAUUAUCUAGGUUUCAUUGUUGGUUGAGAUAGUUAUAAAAAUCUCUGUUUCCGUUAUAAUUCUAUUUUAA
Messenger RNA from Vigna unguiculata (cowpea), 2796 nucleotides. RefSeq names its product putative receptor protein kinase ZmPK1. Lineage: Eukaryota; Viridiplantae; Streptophyta; Magnoliopsida; Fabales; Fabaceae. Gene Ontology annotation, biological process: recognition of pollen; protein phosphorylation. The record is from RefSeq and is a predicted model, not a curated record. Gene Ontology annotation, molecular function: protein serine/threonine kinase activity; ATP binding.